AUGGCUACACACUGCAACGUCCUCCAACAGUUCACCCGUAACGAGGAAUCAGAGUUCAAGGGCAUGAUUCAUUAUGUACCCAACCAGAAUCGGUUGCUCCCAUCCACUACAUCCAUCUCCAACCAGCCACGACUCCAGGCUUCUUCUCUAGGCCAAUUGGAUUGUCUCCCCGCAGAGCUUCUAUUGUCUGUGCUUGAACUCCUCGACUUCCAAUCUCUGUCCCGCCUGUCGCGGGUUUCUCUUCUAGGAAAGGAUGUGAUUGAGGACCUGCAGGUGUACUGGGAGACGGUCCAACAUGCUCCCGAGGCUCUGGCUGUCUUGGGACAGACUCAUCUUUUGAGCUACCAUCCUGCUACCCUGCUUCACUCUGCCCUCCGGCAGAGCAGAUGUGUCUCGUGUCUAGCUUUUGGGGGGUUUCUCUUCCUGCCAACCUGUGAAAGGGUUUGUUUUGAGUGUCUCUACGAGAACCAAGCUCUCCGGAUGACGUCUCCGGCCAUGGCGAAGGAGUGUUUUAGUCUCACUGACCAUGAUCUCCAACGCAUUCCUGUUAUGCACAGUGUUCCUGGCACUUUUGGUCUAAGGUUCCAAUUCGUGCAUAAGCAGGCUGAACGCCUUGUCAGCGUCAAGCAAGCAAAGGAACUUGCCCUAGAGAUACAUGGCUCGGCGGAGAAGCUGGCCAGACUGAGGCCAACAUAUCGUCCCGGGAGAACGUCCAUGAAAGAUGCUGCGAUAUUCAGGCACUUCCAUGAGGCCCCUUUAGAUCCUCCAGGCUGUGAUCUCUCAAGACUACCGAGAAAGGCUGAGGUUGUAGAGGAUGACUUUGGCGGAAUGGCUUCCAUCCGUUUCCCAUCCCUCUCAGAUGCUGGCACUGACAAAGGUAUCCUUUGCCAGGGAUGCCUUGUCACUUAUAGCCACUACAUGCAAGGAGUACUUCCUCAAAGUACACUUUCCGAGCUUGUGCCCGUGGAUGUAGGGCCUUAUCGACCUCUCCUUGCGCUGUUGACUCGUCUAUGGUCCACAGAAGGAUUCGCUGAACAUGCACAUCAAUGCUAUGGCGUGCGCCGAAUCUUGGGACAGUAA
Messenger RNA from Fusarium tjaetaba, 1080 nucleotides. RefSeq lists its product as uncharacterized. Gene Ontology annotation, molecular function: protein binding. The transcript has a single exon. Lineage: Eukaryota; Fungi; Ascomycota; Sordariomycetes; Hypocreales; Nectriaceae. The coding region runs from base 1 to 1080 and encodes 359 amino acids. The record is from RefSeq and is a predicted model, not a curated record.